Molecule: messenger RNA, 3140 nt
Organism: Arabidopsis thaliana (thale cress)
Lineage: Eukaryota; Viridiplantae; Streptophyta; Magnoliopsida; Brassicales; Brassicaceae
Gene: ERD3
Product: S-adenosyl-L-methionine-dependent methyltransferases superfamily protein
Exons: 7
Coding region: 968-2770 (600 amino acids)
Cellular component (GO): endoplasmic reticulum membrane
Molecular function (GO): methyltransferase activity
Source: RefSeq, marked reviewed
CGCUUACUCCAAAGAAUCUAGGGUAAAUUCUACGUUCCUUUCGUCUCUAUAAUCAAAUUAUAUAUGCACAGAUCGAGUUUACUGUUUUGUUUUCCUUCAUGAAGCUCGACGAAUUUUGGUAAAAACCAGAUCUGGAUUUCGUAAUUUUGCUUUCUCUGUUUCGUAUUCUUCAUUUGUCACUGAUUCAAAUAGCAUUUGCUUCCGUAUAAACAAAUUCUAUCUUAAUCUCCUGUAAGCAAAUCUGUGGAAUAAUCUGGAUAAUCUCCAGUAUAUAGUUUUCGAAUUUGGAUUCAUUUCGAUUUUUUCGCUUUGUGUAUGUGCACAAUUCCAGAUUCAUUGUUUUUGAUUACAUUUUGUUGUUUGUUUGGUGAAAUUUAAGAUUAAAGACGAUUCCGUCUCUGGCAAGUAAUGAUUAAUGCUAAUUCUCUUCAUCUUACACUUUUUUUUUGAAGUCCUUUAUGCUUUUUAGCUGUCUCUCUGCAAGCUUUUUUUUUGGGUACAGAUUUGUUUUCAGACUUUAAAUGCGAAAGUGAAUAAGACUUUAAAUAGAGAUUCAUUCAUGUGUAUGCAUUUAUUGUUAUUUCAUCGAUUCAUUGUUUAUUGUUCUCGAGUUUUGAUGGACAAAUGUGAGAGCAUGUUAUAGCGGUCGAAUCUGGGUCCCAAAACGCCAUGUGAGAUUACAUUAAAGCAACAAUCUAUUAUUGUCGGCAAUGUUGUUUGUUCCUUUUAGAUCUCGAUUCUAUACAUCCUUUGUUUCCUCAACUUUCGAAAUACUCAUUUGUCAAAUAGUAACACUUGGCCCAUCAUUUGUUUAUUCAAUGAAUUAACCAAAUAAAGUUCUAUUUUCUAACUUUUUCAUUAAUGGCAGAAGCUUGUUUGCUGCUCUUGUCUACUGACUUAUUUAUUCAAUCUCAUGUUGCUAAUUUUGUAGGUGUUAACUUUCUAAGAAAAGGAGUUUGUUAAAACAAUGAAGUAUAAAGAUGAGAAGUACGAGAAAGCUGAGAAGGGUUCAAGGAUUUUGCCCAAGACAGUUUUACUGAUUCUUCUUUGUGGACUUUCGUUCUAUCUUGGAGGGUUGUAUUGUGGGAAGAACAUAAUUGAAGUUAGUGAUGUUGCAAAAGCUGAAUCUUCUUCCUUAGAUGUUGAUGACUCUCUUCAAGUCAAAUCUGUUUCUUUCUCGGAAUGUAGCAGUGACUACCAAGAUUACACUCCUUGCACUGAUCCAAGGAAAUGGAAGAAGUAUGGUACUCACAGGCUUACUUUCAUGGAGCGACAUUGUCCUCCUGUGUUUGAUAGAAAGCAGUGUCUGGUUCCUCCUCCUGAUGGCUAUAAGCCACCGAUAAGAUGGCCAAAGAGCAAAGACGAAUGUUGGUACAGGAAUGUGCCAUAUGAUUGGAUUAACAAGCAGAAAUCUAACCAGAAUUGGCUAAGGAAAGAGGGUGAAAAGUUCAUUUUUCCUGGUGGGGGUACAAUGUUUCCACAUGGAGUCAGUGCCUAUGUCGAUCUGAUGCAAGAUUUGAUCCCUGAAAUGAAAGAUGGGACUAUACGCACAGCCAUUGACACUGGUUGUGGGGUUGCGAGCUGGGGAGGCGAUUUGUUGGACCGGGGUAUCCUCACGGUAUCACUCGCCCCGAGGGAUAAUCACGAAGCUCAAGUCCAGUUUGCUCUAGAACGUGGAAUUCCUGCGAUUCUUGGCAUCAUUUCCACUCAACGUCUCCCUUUCCCUUCAAAUUCAUUUGAUAUGGCUCAUUGCUCAAGAUGCCUUAUUCCGUGGACAGAAUUUGGUGGAGUAUAUCUUCUGGAGGUUCACCGUAUCCUAAGACCUGGUGGCUUCUGGGUCUUAUCUGGUCCACCAGUCAACUAUGAGAACCGUUGGAAAGGUUGGGACACAACCAUUGAAGAGCAGAGAUCAAACUACGAGAAGCUGCAGGAAUUGUUAUCUUCAAUGUGCUUCAAAAUGUAUGCCAAGAAAGACGAUAUCGCAGUCUGGCAAAAAUCUCCAGACAAUCUAUGCUAUAACAAGUUGUCUAACGACCCUGAUGCAUACCCGCCAAAAUGUGACGACAGCCUUGAGCCAGAUUCUGCUUGGUAUACACCAUUACGCCCUUGCGUUGUGGUUCCAAGCCCUAAGCUAAAGAAGACGGAUUUGGAAUCUACUCCCAAGUGGCCAGAAAGAUUACACACAACUCCUGAAAGAAUCUCUGAUGUUCCUGGAGGAAAUGGUAACGUGUUUAAACAUGAUGAUAGCAAAUGGAAAACAAGGGCUAAGCAUUACAAGAAGCUGUUACCCGCGAUUGGUUCUGACAAAAUUCGGAAUGUUAUGGAUAUGAACACUGCUUAUGGAGGUUUGGCUGCUGCUCUGGUCAAUGAUCCUUUGUGGGUCAUGAAUGUCGUCUCUUCUUAUGCUGCAAACACACUUCCCGUUGUGUUUGAUCGUGGAUUGAUCGGAACAUAUCAUGACUGGUGUGAAGCUUUUUCGACGUAUCCAAGAACUUAUGAUCUUCUUCACGUAGAUGGGCUGUUUACAUCUGAAAGCCAGAGGUGUGAUAUGAAAUAUGUAAUGCUGGAAAUGGAUAGGAUCUUACGUCCUAGCGGGUAUGCGAUUAUACGCGAAUCGAGCUACUUCGCAGAUUCAAUUGCUUCUGUUGCUAAAGAGCUGAGAUGGAGUUGCCGUAAAGAACAAACAGAGUCUGCAUCAGCCAAUGAGAAGCUCUUGAUUUGCCAGAAGAAGCUGUGGUAUUCAUCUAACGCAAGUUCAGAAACAAAUUAAAUAAACAAAAAAGAAAGAAAUAAUAGGACAAAUCGAAAGCUUAAGCUUAAAGCUUUUGUUUUGUUCGGAGGUAUCUUGAGAACAAAGUCUCAACAACAACACGCAUAGGUUAUUUGUGUUGCUUCAAAGCCAAGAAAGCUAUUGAAAGCUGCCAAUUCAAUUUUAUUAUCCCAGCAUAUUUAUCAAUUUUCGUUUUUUUUUUCGCUUUUAGUAUAUGCUUGGUGAGAAUUAUAUAUUUCUUUUAUUUUUAAAUUGUAACUUUAAAUUUUACUUUAAACGGUGAUGUUCGAGAUUUCUCGAAUGUUAGGUAUAAUGAUUUGAGAUCUUCUUGUAUUUUUUUACACGUUAACAUGUUUGGUGGUCCAUUUAG